GGAAUGCGCGGCGGCGCAGGCGGCGGAACAUGUAAGGGCACAUCCCGCUAGCUGCCGCCCAGCGCGCAGACGGAGCUCGGGGAAGCUGCGUGCGGGCCAGCGGGCGCGGGGCAGAGGCAGAGGUAGAGGAGCACGGCGGGCUGAAGCGGACGGCGGGAGCGCAGGGUCCCCGGCACGCUCUGCCCAGGCGGCGGUGUCCGCGCGAGCGGGCGUACCGGGCAGUCGGGGCGCAGGUGGGCAGGGCGCGCUGCCAGCCGGCCCCGGUCGCCCCAGAGCCUGAAGGGGCGCCGCAUCCGCUGCAGCCUCGUCGCUUGCUGGGGACCUCGGGGCGCCCAUGACGGCGGCGGCGACCGUGCUCAAGGAGGGCGUGCUGGAGAAGCGCAGCGGCGGACUGCUGCAGCUGUGGAAGCGCAAGCGCUGCGUGCUUACCGAGCGAGGGCUGCAGCUCUUCGAGGCCAAGGGCACGGGCGGCCGGCCCAAGGAGCUCAGCUUUGCCCGCAUCAAGGCGGUGGAGUGCGUGGAGAGCACGGGGCGCCACAUCUACUUCACGCUGGUGACCGAGGGCGGUGGUGAGAUCGACUUCCGCUGCCCCCUCGAAGACCCCGGCUGGAACGCCCAGAUCACCCUGGGCUUGGUCAAGUUCAAGAAUCAACAGGCCAUUCAGACAGUGAGAGCUCGGCAGAGCCUCGGGGCCGGGACCCUCGUGUCCUGAACCACCGGGCUCCCAUCUUACUGUCAUUCCCCCUGCCCCCGUGGUGCCCGGAGUUCAUGCCAGCUGCCCUGCAUCCCUUCACCGACAGGGGACAUGACUGUGCUCCAUGAGGUGAGCAGAAGCCAUGGGCAUGUGGAGGAGGCGUCAGAGCUGAAGGAGUGGAGGGCCAGGGAAGGAGGCCAGAAGGCUGUGUGGAGCUGAGGAUGAAGAUUCAGCUCCUGGACAGACUGUCAGGACAUCACAACAUACCCAGCUCAGCUUCUAGCCACAGGCCUGGCCCCCCACAUCACGAUGGGAGCUGGCAUCAAGUCCUCUGCCUGCUGAGGCCCUUCCGUCAGGUCUGCGGACUGCUGUUAGUGCCUGGCCUUGCUGCAGGCCUGGAGGAGGACAGUCCCCCAUGGGGUGCUAAGCCGACACCUCAGGACUCAAGAGGCCAGCCUGGUAUCUGAAGAAGGCACCAUCCUGGAGCAGCUUCGGACUCACCUUGAGGAGAGGGAGCUGCUGGGCCUGAGGCCCACACCUGGGGGUCUCCUGCUGCUUAGGUCCUUUUGGGACCCCCACCAUCCAGGCCCUCUUUGCACAUGUCUUCCCCCGCCUCUACCCAUGUUCCCCCCUGUGGUGCUGGGCCUGGAGGGGGUUCAGGUGAGGUUUGGCCAUUACCAUUUCAUGCCUAUUCCAGAAUGAAGAUGCCCUACAAAGGGCAGUAACCACA
Messenger RNA from Heterocephalus glaber (naked mole-rat), 1424 nucleotides. RefSeq names its product pleckstrin homology like domain family A member 3 (gene Phlda3). Gene Ontology annotation, cellular component: plasma membrane. Lineage: Eukaryota; Metazoa; Chordata; Mammalia; Rodentia; Bathyergidae. The record is from RefSeq and is a predicted model, not a curated record. Gene Ontology annotation, molecular function: phosphatidylinositol phosphate binding. Gene Ontology annotation, biological process: negative regulation of phosphatidylinositol 3-kinase/protein kinase B signal transduction; intrinsic apoptotic signaling pathway in response to DNA damage by p53 class mediator; positive regulation of apoptotic process.